Populus trichocarpa (black cottonwood) is the source of this 1914-nucleotide messenger RNA. RefSeq names its product beta-fructofuranosidase, insoluble isoenzyme 1. Gene Ontology annotation, molecular function: hydrolase activity, hydrolyzing O-glycosyl compounds. Lineage: Eukaryota; Viridiplantae; Streptophyta; Magnoliopsida; Malpighiales; Salicaceae. The record is from RefSeq and is a predicted model, not a curated record. Gene Ontology annotation, biological process: carbohydrate metabolic process. The transcript is spliced from 7 exons. Bases 80 to 1816 code for a protein of 578 amino acids.
AUCUCUCUUCCUUCUCCCUUCUCUCUCUGUGGUGCCUGUUUUCUCCUUUGCCUUUCUUGUCUAUGAUAAACAAUUAGGGAUGGCUUUGUUAAAGUUUCUCCCAGUCUUGGCAUUGUUUGCUUUGCUUUUUGUGCUCAGCAACAAUGGAGUUGAGGCUUCUCAUAAGAUUUAUCUUCGCUAUCAGAGCCUUAGUGUUGACAAGGUGAAGCAAACCCAUAGAACCGGGUAUCACUUCCAGCCUCCUAAGAACUGGAUCAACGAUCCAACUGGGCCUUUGUACUACAAGGGGCUAUACCAUCUAUUCUACCAAUACAAUCCCAAAGGUGCCGUGUGGGGCAACAUUGUCUGGGCUCAUUCAGUUUCAAAGGAUUUGAUCAAUUGGGAAUCCCUUGAGCCUGCAAUCUACCCUUCUAAAUGGUUUGAUAACUAUGGAUGUUGGUCUGGAUCUGCAACAAUUCUCCCAAAUGGUGAGCCCGUUAUAUUCUACACGGGUAUUGUUGAUGAAAAUAAUCGUCAGAUCCAAAACUAUGCUGUGCCUGCAAACUCGUCGGAUCCAUAUCUUCGUGAAUGGGUUAAACCUGAUGAUAAUCCAAUAGUGUAUCCAGAUCCUAGCGUGAACGCUAGCGCAUUUCGUGACCCGACCACUGCUUGGAGGGUUGAUGGGCACUGGAGGAUUUUGAUUGGCAGCAAGAAGAGAGAUAGAGGGAUUGCAUAUUUGUAUAGGAGUUUGGAUUUUAAGAAAUGGUUCAAGGCCAAACACCCGUUACAUUCAGUUCAAGGUACAGGUAUGUGGGAAUGCCCAGAUUUUUUCCCCGUUUCUUUGUCCAGUGAAGACGGGUUGGAUACCUCAGUUGGUGGAUCAAAUGUAAGGCAUGUCUUGAAGGUUAGCUUAGACUUGACAAGAUACGAGUACUAUACAAUAGGUACUUAUGAUGAGAAGAAGGAUAGGUAUUAUCCUGAUGAAGCCUUAGUUGAUGGUUGGGCGGGGCUCAGAUAUGAUUGUGGAAACUUUUAUGCUUCUAAGACAUUUUUCGAUCCAAGCACAAACAGGAGGAUUUUGUGGGGUUGGGCUAACGAGUCUGAUUCUGUACAACAAGACAAGAACAAAGGAUGGGCAGGAAUUCAGUUGAUUCCAAGGAGGGUGUGGCUAGAUCCUAGUGGAAAGCAAUUGCUACAAUGGCCUGUUGCAGAACUGGAGAAACUAAGGAGCCACAAUGUUCAACUGAGAAAUCAAAAGCUCUACCAAGGAUAUCACGUCGAAGUUAAAGGCAUCACUGCUGCUCAGGCUGAUGUCGAUGUUACCUUCUCUUUCCCAAGCUUGGACAAAGCUGAGCCCUUUGAUCCUAAAUGGGCCAAGCUUGAUGCACUUGAUGUCUGUGCCCAAAAGGGUUCCAAAGCACAGGGCGGGCUUGGGCCAUUCGGACUGUUGACAUUGGCUUCAGAAAAGCUUGAAGAAUUCACUCCCGUCUUCUUUAGAGUCUUUAAAGCAGCAGACAAGCACAAAGUUCUCUUGUGCUCUGACGCGAGGAGCUCUUCCUUGGGAGUAGGACUAUAUAAACCACCUUUUGCUGGAUUUGUUGACGUUGAUUUAACUGACAAGAAACUUACACUCAGGAGUUUGAUUGAUCACUCUGUUGUUGAAAGUUUUGGAGCUGGAGGAAGAACCGUCAUCACAUCCAGGGUUUAUCCGAUCAUUGCAGUCUUUGACAAGGCUCACUUGUUUGUGUUCAACAAUGGAAGCGAGACCGUCACUGUAGAGACUCUCAAUGCUUGGAGCAUGAAGGUGCCUGUGAUGAAUGUCCCUGUAAAGAGCUGAACGGGGAGGAUUUAUUUUUAUCUUUUUUUCUAUAUCAAUGGAUGAUGAAAUUGUCCCGUACAAUUUAUGAGGAAUAAAUAAAUCUUCAAUAUACUUUA